GCGUGAUCCGCGUCUGCGCGCGCGCGCAUGUGAGCGCCUGGUGAUCGCCUCGAUGUUCGGUGGCUUCGGAGCACCUGUCAAAAGCGCCGUUGACGGAUCGUCGCUAAUGCUGCACGCGGAAUUGGAAUCGGCCGACGUGAAGGAAACGAGUCUGCCGGUGGUCCGCGGCUAAUCGUGCCGUUCCGGAUCGCAUAUCUCUCGACUCGUCAUCGCGGGAACGCGGGGCACAUUAUACAUACCUCCGUUGUCAGCGGGAACGUCGGUCGCGGGACGACCACUGCGUGCACCUCGGAUUCGCUUGACCGACGGUGACGUUCAAAAGAUCUGCUCCGAAAUUUAUAAAAAAUGAAGACAUGGCUCGGAAUCUAGGGCACUCCAUACAAUGUAUUCCUCUAACACGGAGAAAUUCCUCAUUUCGUUUCAACACGCGAGAAUCCAAUUCUCCAAAUCCAUCAGUCUGCAAAUAGACUUGUAACUCCGUGAGGAGAUAAAGAGAAAUUGCUCCAAGUUAAAUUCCCUUUCUCCGUUCAUUCAUUGGGACGGUACUCGCAGACGGGACUCGGAAUGAAUUACAACUCGCGCAAGAGUGAUAUCGACUCGGCCUACAGCUGUACAGCGUUAUGUGCGGGAUCCUAAUUCGCAUUAAUCAUGGCACAGAACAGUCCAGCUCCGAAACCCGCGGAGCAAUUCAAACUUGUACCAAAAAUCAUAAAUGGUGGCAUUGCCGGAAUUAUUGGAGUGUCCGUGGUGUUUCCGCUCGAUUUGGUUAAAACAAGAUUACAGAAUCAAGUUAUCGGUCCAAGUGGCGAACGCAUGUACAAGUCAAUGUUUGACUGCUUUAAAAAGACUUACAAAGCAGAGGGUUAUUUUGGAAUGUAUAAGGGAUCCGCUGUAAAUAUAUUAUUGAUCACACCUGAGAAAGCAAUCAAACUUACUGCCAAUGAUACAUUUAGACACUAUCUUUCCCUCGGGCCCGGACAACAAUUGCCAAUAGAACGUGAAAUGCUCGCCGGCGGCUUGGCGGGAGCAUGCCAAAUAAUCGUUACCACUCCGAUGGAACUGCUUAAAAUACAAAUGCAAGACGCUGGCAGAGUCGCCAUGGCAGCUAAGGAAGCGGGUAAAGCAGUGCCAAAGAUAUCCGCUUGGGCGUUGACGGUGGAUCUACUUAGGAAGCGAGGUAUACUGGGGCUGUACCAAGGAACCGGCGCCACGGCGCUCAGAGAUGUUACGUUUUCCGUUAUUUACUUCCCGCUGUUCGCUAGACUGAAUGAUCUCGGGCCGAAACGAGAGGACGGUUCAUCUGUAUUCUGGUGUUCAUUCCUUGCCGGAUGCGCCGCCGGCUCGACGGCCGCAUUAAUGGUAAAUCCAUUCGACGUAAUCAAAACUAGAUUGCAAGUUAUCAAAAAAGCACCUGGUGAUCCAACGUACCACGGAGUAUUAGACUGUAUACUGAAGACAUUUACGAAUGAGGGACCGAGGGCGUUCUUCAAAGGCGGUGCCUGCCGGAUGAUAGUCAUAGCGCCGUUAUUCGGCAUUGCGCAAACCGUUUAUUAUCUCGGCGUAGCUGAGUGGCUGCUGGGAUUGAAGUGAAAUCGCCAUAUCGCCGAUUCGUGCCGUUCAAAUGCUCUGGGAAAUUGACAAUAAUCGUUGUAUCGUAGAUCGUAGUUGUAUUUUUGCUUGAGACUUUUGCUCUCCGUCAUUACAAUGAGAAGAGUUGCUGUUAAACGGGAUCUCGCCGAUCGCUUAUACGCAAAAAAAAGUAUGUUAAUUGAACUUGCCGUAUAAUAAUUCUCGCAGGUCAUGAAUUAUAAUUACAUACGGAUUCGUAUGGAAAUGCAUGGAAAUAUAUCUCUAUCUUUUAUGUCCAUAUCCGCAAAGUGCAUUAAAAAUUAUUAAUAAUCAAAUGCAACGGAAUCAAUGUACGUCUAACAUAUUGUGUUCUUGCAACGUAAAAUUAUAUCGUUGCGUUGAUGGAUACAUUGAGACAUCGAAUCAUUAGGAAAGUGUCUGGAAUUACAAAUAAUUCGCAGCUAUAUCAAUUGCGCGUUAUUCAAUAUUUAGACCAUUCAUCUUUCCAUAAUAAUAGCGCUUCUUUUUCAUCUCUUCCUCGUAUUUCAUAAACUCUGUAAAUUAUAUGCGAGAUCCUGUGCCCACGAAUUAUGCUCGUUAAUAGACCUAUACGUGUAUCGGGAUCUUCGUUGUUAUAACUACCAAACUAGCCAAUUAUAGUCAAUUAUACAUGUACAUUAAAGACAUUAAGCAGAUUCAACGUGAUAUUUUUUUAAAACGGUUUUCGUUAGGCAUAAUAUAAUAUUUUGGCAUAAUAGAAUAUUUUGUUAAAGCUGAUUCUUUAUAUAUCUAAUUUUCUUAAUUUUUAUCUUGUGUCUCAAGAAUAAGCAAUCUUUAUGACUAUAUGUAAUAUAAAUGGAAAUAUUAUAAAAUCUUUAAAUCAAA
Wasmannia auropunctata (little fire ant) is the source of this 2454-nucleotide messenger RNA. RefSeq names its product mitochondrial glutamate carrier 1-like. The record is from RefSeq and is a predicted model, not a curated record. NCBI's taxonomy places the organism in Eukaryota, Metazoa, Arthropoda, Insecta, Hymenoptera, Formicidae. Gene Ontology annotation, biological process: malate-aspartate shuttle; aspartate transmembrane transport; L-glutamate transmembrane transport. Bases 649 to 1590 code for a protein of 313 amino acids. The transcript is spliced from 10 exons. Gene Ontology annotation, molecular function: L-glutamate transmembrane transporter activity; L-aspartate transmembrane transporter activity.